Molecule: messenger RNA, 1638 nt
Organism: Dunckerocampus dactyliophorus (ringed pipefish)
Lineage: Eukaryota; Metazoa; Chordata; Actinopteri; Syngnathiformes; Syngnathidae
Gene: alp3
Product: alkaline phosphatase 3
Exons: 11
Coding region: 42-1616 (524 amino acids)
Biological process (GO): dephosphorylation
Cellular component (GO): plasma membrane
Molecular function (GO): alkaline phosphatase activity
Source: RefSeq, a predicted model, not a curated record
UGGAGCUUCCAAGAUGGUCCACAUUUGCUCUUUUACUUGUCAUGUUUGUCGCAAGUGCAGCCAAAGUUGAGGAGGAGAACCCAGAGUUUUGGAGAUCACAAGCUCAGAAGACUUUGCACACAGCUUUAAACAGGAAGCUGAACACCAACGUGGCCAAGAACAUCUUGUUUUUCCUUGGAGACGGUAUGGGAAUCACAACCUACACAGCAGCUCGUAUCCUCAAGGGGCAGCUGCAGAACCGCACAGGAGAGGAGACAGUGAUGACCAUGGACACCUUUCCCCAUGUGGGCUUGGUGAAGACCUACAGUGUGGACUUCCAGAUCGCAGAUAGUGCUGCCACAGCCACUGCAUAUUUGUGUGGAGUAAAAACCAACCUGAACACCAUCGGCGUCAGUGCAGCAGCUCGAAAUGGCGUUUGCAGGAGUCAGAAGGGAAAUGAAGUCACAUCCAUCUUGAAGUGGGCCAAGGAUGCCGGCAAGUCUGUUGGCAUUGUGACAACCACACGAGUGCAACAUGCUACCCCAGCCACUAGCUAUGCCCACAGUGCCAGUAGGAAGUGGUACAGUGACGCCGACAUGCCUGCUGCCGCCAAGAGGGACGGCUGCGCUGACAUUGCCUCCCAGCUGCUCAAUAACACAGACAUAGAUGUGAUCAUUGGUGGUGGGAGGAAGUACAUGACCCCGAGGGGCACCAAGGACCCGGAAUACCCCAGAGAUUACUCAUCCAGGGGUAAAAGACAAGACAAACGUAACCUCAUCAGUGAAUGGCAAAGCAUGAAACUUGGCAAGGUCGUCCAUUACGUAUGGAAUAAAACCGACUUUGACGCUGUGGACCCUGAAACAACAGACUACCUGAUGGCUCUGUUUGAACCAGGUGACCUGCGAUAUGAAGCAGAGAGGGACCCCAGCAUGGACCCAUCCAUUGUGGAGACCACAGAAAAAGCCAUUGGCAUCCUCCGCAAAAACCGCAAAGGUUUCUUCCUCCUGGUGGAGGGGGGUCGUAUUGACCAGGCUCACCAUGACGGCCGAGCAUACAUGGCGCUUCACGAGACAGUGGCUUUGGACAAUGCCAUUGCCAAGGGCCUUGAACUCACCAACGAGGAGGAGACGCUCACUGUUGUGAUGGCUGACCAUUCUCACCCGUUUACCUUCAAUGGAUACCCAUUUCGAGGACAAAGCAUCCUGGGUAAAUCUCCAUUGUGGGCCAAAGACAUGUUGCCUUACACCACGCUCAUGUACGGCAAUGGACCUGGACACAAAAUCACCAACGGCACGCGCCCUGACAUCCGCAAUGUUGACACAAAAACGAAGGACUAUGUCCAGCUGUCAGCAGUUCCCACAGACUCCGCUACCCACAGUGGUGAGGAUGUGGCAGUGCUUGCCCGUGGACCCAUGGCCCACCUCUUCCACGGUGUCCAGGAGCAGAACUACAUUGCCCAUGCCAUGGCCUAUGCUGCGUGCGUGGGCGCAGACUUGAGACACUGUCGAGGACAGACCACUCCGCCUUUUGCUUACACCACCUUCGAUGCGAACAACAAGGCCGGGGGAGCCCACAGGCCAACAGUAUUGAUCAGUGGCCUCCUCAGUACAUUACUGGCCUUUAAAGUGCUGAUUUAAUGUCCCCUUACAGUGAUGUCAC